Molecule: messenger RNA, 2490 nt
Organism: Scomber scombrus (Atlantic mackerel)
Lineage: Eukaryota; Metazoa; Chordata; Actinopteri; Scombriformes; Scombridae
Gene: esyt3
Product: extended synaptotagmin-like protein 3
Exons: 23
Coding region: 1-2490 (829 amino acids)
Biological process (GO): lipid transport
Molecular function (GO): lipid binding
Source: RefSeq, a predicted model, not a curated record
AUGCAUCCGAGCGGCCCCGCGGAGGGAGCGGGGCUCGGGGAGAAGCUGAGCCCGGCCGCUGUUAAUCGCAUCAUGAUGGAGUUUCUGAUUUAUUUCGGGCGAGCCAUCGCAGUCUUCUAUCCCGUCUACUUGACAGGAUACCUGGGCCUCAGUAUCAGCUGGGUGCUGCUGUGCAUAGUGAUGAUCACCUGGUGGAAGAAAAACCGCAAGUGGAAAGACGUCCGGAUCGGAACCGCCAUCCAGUUUGUGGACAAUGAAAAAAUUGUGAUCAACAAGGAGCUACAGAGUGCCUUACAGAUGGCUUCAUGGGUCAACUUCCCUGAUGUUGAGAAAGUCGACUGGGUAAACAAGGUGUUGGAACAGGCCUGGCCUUUCUUUGGGAUGUACAUGGAGAAACUCCUCAAAGAAACCAUCCAGUCGUCCAUCAGACUCUCCAGCCCCGCCCUCAAAAUGUUCACUUUUACCAAGGUCCACUUCGGGCACAUUCCUCUCAGGAUCACUGGAAUGAAAGCAUACACUGAUGAAGUGGAUGAGAGGGAGGUGGUUCUGGACUUGCAUAUAUGCUAUGAUGGUGAUGUGGACAUCGACGCAGAUGUGAAGCCACCAAUCACAGCUGGUGUGAAAGGACUCAAACUCCACGGGAUGAUCAGGGUCAUUCUGGAGCCACUCAUUGGUCAAGCGCCACUGGUGGGAGGUGUCACCUUUUUUUUCAUUCGCCGCCCUACCCUGGAAAUCAACUGGACUGGCAUGACCAACCUUUUGGAUUCCCCUGCUUUCAGUUCCCUGUCUGAGGAGACCAUCAUUGACAUCAUUUCCUCUCUCAUGGUCUUGCCCAAUCGCAUGUCUUUUCCCCUCGUUGACCAGGUCAAAGUAGACCAGAUGCGGUUCCCAUUACCUCGUGGGGUGGUGAGGGUCCACUUGGUGGGGGCCAGAGACCUGGUGGCUAAGGAUACAUACAUGAUGGGCAUGGUAAAGGGCAAAUCAGACCCCUAUGCAACACUCAGAGUUGGCAACCAUAAUUUCAAAAGCAAGACCAUCAAAGAGAAUUUGCACCCGACAUGGAAUGAAGUGUUUGAGUUUGUGGUCCAUGAGGCCCCGGGGCAGGAGUUAGAGGUGGAGCUGUAUGAUGAGGACAGAGAUAAAGAUGACUUCAUUGGAAGGUAUCAACUUGAUUUUGGAGAAGUGAAAAAAGAGAAACUAAUGGAUCAGUGGUUUCCUCUGGAAGGAGUCCAGAAUGGCGAAGUUAAUCUCAAGCUCCAGUGGCUUUCCCUCCAGACUGACUCCAGCCUGCUGAAGGAGUCUACCAAAGGCUAUGCUUGUGCAAUGCUUGCAGUGUAUCUGGACAGUGCCUCAAACAUACCAAAAGACCACCAUGAGAUCACCCAGCAUCACAAAGGGAAGCACUCAAAUGAAGCUCGGCUCAAGAGGAAAACUGCCAAUCCUAACUGCUUUGUGGAAUUUUCCAUCGAUGAGGACGUUCAGAAAAGCAAGGUUGUGUACGCAUCUAAAGACCCUGUGUGGGAAGAGGGCUUCACCUUCUUUGUGCAUAGUAUCAAAACACAGCAGCUCAUUGUGCAGGUCAAAGAGCACGAGAAGAAGACCCCACUUGGUGUUUUCAACUUGCCCCUCAGUCGCCUCCUCAACAUCUCUGAGAUGACUCUAGACCAGCGUUUCCAGCUGGAGCGCUCUGGAGCAAGCAGUCAGAUCAAGCUUAAGGCCACUCUCAGGAUUCUUACUGAGGAAAAGCCACCACCCAAGGUUAUCCCCAAUCCACAAGUAAAUCCACAAACGCUGCAGACCGACCAAAGAGGUAACGGCAAUCCCUCCUCUUCAGCACUUUCCCCCAACACUAUUCCCGGUACCCAAACUCCAUCUACAGUCCUGGCAGCUACUUCCCAGAAUGGCUCCAGUGACGACUCUGCACUCCGCUACCGUGGUCCCGCUGAGGAUCGAUUACCCUCUUCCAUAUCAAAAAUGCGUCGAUACGACUCCCACAGCCUGCUGUCAGAGAACUCCAUCGCUUCGUCACGUUUCGACCUUUCAGACGGAGCCUCGUAUCCAGAAGUCAUCAGGAGCCACCAGGGUUCAUUUGGGGAGAUUCACCUGACUGUACGCUAUGCCACCCUGAGGAAUAAACUCAUCGUCCUGGUUAACGCCUGCAGGAACUUAUUCCGCUGCAGUGAUACCGGCACAGACUCUUAUGUCCGCCUGUAUUUUCUCCCUGACCAAUCCUGGAGACACCGCAAGAAGACGCAUGUCAAGAAGAAGACCGUCAAUCCUGUCUUCAAUGACAAGUUUGAGUUUGAUGUGUCACUUGAUGAAGCCACAUCUAGAAAGUUGGAUAUUUCAGUGAAAAACAACAAGAUGUUCCACACACGGGAGAAAAAGGACAUUGGCAUGGUGCUGAUAGAUCUUUCCCAGAUGGAUCUAACCAAAGGCAGCGCAGAAUGGUACGAGCUUACGAUACCUGGGCUGCAGAAAUCCAGCUAG